AUGAUGGCUACAGGUACACUUAAUCAAUAUAUUCAAUAUGUUGAGCGAAUGUUUAGAACAGCUAAUGGAGAGAAUUUAGCUCGUCUUCUAUCGCUAAGGGAUGACCAUAUUAACAAUAGGAAUCUUCGAUCGAGUGAUAUUGCUUCUCUUGUAGAGGGAAACUGUGUUGCACCUUUGGAUGAGAUUAUAAUUUAUCACCUAUCCUGUGUCCAGGCAUUAUCAGUCAAAGAUUACAUAGAAGCUUAUCACCAACAGAGUUUGUGUGUUGCUGCCGUUGUAAGGUUACUACAAGCUCAAAAAGAGGAAAAUUGGAGUCUGUACCUUAUGUACACAGUUUGUUUAGAUUUGCGGCUAGUUGCUCAAAAGGCAGAAUUAUGUGAUCCACAAAGCAAUGGCAAAAUAUUAGAAAAGGCAGCAGAAAGCUUACUGGCAUGUUUUAGAGUAUGUGCUGCUGACAACAGAACUGCAGAUGAGGAUACAAAGAGAUUGGGAAUGUUGAACCUUGUCAAUCAGCUGCUUAAAGUCUAUUUUCGUAUAAAUAAACUUCAUCUCUGCAAACCUCUUAUUAGAGCGAUAGAUUCUUCACCAUUCAAAGAUCAAUUUCCACUAGCACAGCAAAUUACUUAUAGGUACUUUGUUGGACGGAAGGCCAUGUUCGAUUCAGAUUACAGAUCGGCAGAUGAAUAUUUGUCAUUUGCUUUUCAAAACUGCCACCAUGAAAGCAUUAAAAAUAAAAGGCUAAUCCUUACAUACUUGAUUCCAGUAAAAAUGCUGCUUGGUUUUAUGCCAGCUAAGCAUUUAUUACAUAAGUAUGAUUUGCUGCAAUUCUGGGAUCUGGUAUCGGCUGUGAAGAAUGGUGACCUCAGAGGUAUAGAUCAAGUUAUGGAGGAACAUGAAAGCUUCUUCAUAAAGGCUGGGAUAUAUUUGAUUGUGGAGAAACUUAAAAUAACUGCCUAUCGAAAUUUGUUUAGGAAAGUGUAUUUGGCUGAGAAUACACAUCAAAUUGAUAUCGCUAGUUUCCAAGCUGCACUUCAAAUAAUGGGCCAAGAAGAUGUAGAUUCCGAUGAGACACAGUGUAUAGUUGCUAAUUUAAUUUAUGAUGGGAAGAUCAAAGUAAGCUCCACCUUCUCAUUAUACGGCAUGGAGGCUGGAUGGAUGUCGCCAAUGUCCGUUGUCUUGAUGUCAGAUAAGUCGCCUCUCGGAUACUCCUUGUCAAACUCAGCCAUAUCCUGGUUGGCGAGCAUAGUUGCUUUUGUUGCGGCCUUUUUUGUACCAAUUUAUUCACAUCUAACCGACGAUUAUGGAAGGAAAUGGGUCAUUUUUGCGUCUACUAUACCACAGAUGAUAUCAGUUAUUCUAAGAAUAUUCUUUCCAAACAUAAUAGUGCUGGCGAUAGCGCGCGCAUUAUGUGGACUGUCUGCGAGUGGUUCUUUUACGCUGGUAUCGUUAUAUUUACGAGAAAUAAGCCAGCACAACGUCAUUGCGGCGAUCGGCUCGCUGCCUGUCUUAAUGCAGAACACAGGGGUUCUAAUAGUGUACCUGAUUGGGGCAUAUUUUGACUACUUCACCGUCCUUUGGAUUAUGUUGAGCGCGCCGAUUGUACUCGCAAUAUUAAUAUGGCAAAUCCCUGAGUCACCGGAAUUCCUCGUUAAGGAGGGCCUGAUGGAUAAGGCUCGCGAUACAGUAGCUUUCCUGAGAGGUUUGAAGCCGGAUGACGAACGAGUAAAGGCUGAGAUUGAGUUCUUAAAGCGAUUGGAAGAUCAGUUUGCACAUCUGCCUAAAACCAAUAUUUGCAUUAUAUUAAAAGACAAAGCGUGGCGACGUGGCUUUGUACUUAUCAUGAUAUUAUUCACGGUCCACGCGUGGAAUGGUGCAUUUGUAAUUGUGACCUAUGCCUCAACUAUUCUAUGCGUAGCAGAGCACGGACAUUUUACAUUUCUUCGUCCCGAGUUGCAGUCACUCAGCUUUCCUAUAGUAAUGAUCACAGCCUCCUUGUGCUUCGUGUUUAUAGCAGACAAGUGGGGAAGGCGGCAUUUACAAGCUGGUGCGUAUUCCAUCUCUGUAGUUGCGUUCACGACGCUCGGUGUAACCCUCUACAUUGAAGAUAUAUACCAGGAAGGUCCUAGUUGGCUUCAUCUUCUAUGUAUGACAGUCGCAGUUGCUAUGUACUCUGGUGGUAUACGACCACUGCCUUGUAUCAUCGCCACAGAAAUGUUCAGCUUUAAGAUCCGAGCAAAAGUGAUGGGUGUACUGAUCACGUACGGCUGGUUAGCUGUUUCAUUACAGCUCUUCUCUUAUGGACCCCUGGUAGAUGCGUUUGGUUUAUCCAUAGUGUUCCUUAUUUACGCUGCAGUUAAUGUCUUUGGGCUUAUAUUCGCUCUCCUCAUUCCGGAAACUAAGGGCAGAAACCCGGAACAGAUUAGGAAUAUUCUACUACAUAACACAACGAAGACCACUUCUUAG
Molecule: messenger RNA, 2463 nt
Organism: Leptosia nina
Lineage: Eukaryota; Metazoa; Arthropoda; Insecta; Lepidoptera; Pieridae
Source: the annotation of a GenBank genome assembly